AUGAGAGUGCCAAUUACCCUUCUCUUGAUCCUCGCCUGGACGGGUGUUCCCGUCCUUGGGGAAGGGUUCACUAUGUCUGCUCCUGAGCUUGCGGACUACUGCUUCUAUGCUGUUUACGAAUCUUUGAGCUCGUAUGCAUAUCUAGGAGCUACUACGACCAGCUCAGGCUCAGGCUCAACUAACUCCACCUCGUCUGACUCCUCGAGCUCUUCCAGUACCGUUGUCAGCAUACUACAUGGCUCUUCAAAACGGGGAUUUGCAAAGAGAAUAGCCAAAAUGGCCAAGCGUGGUCACCAUGGCAGUUCGUCCACCGGUGGUUGCACCAGUCCAGUAGGUGUCAUGUCGUUGUACGCCAGUGCAAAGUCGUGGUGCAACCAGAAGCAACUGGAAGCCGCGAUCCCUUACUGGCAAACAUUGUGUGAACAAAACAGCGUCAGUCUCAUCAGCAUGACUGAUAUUAUCGCCAACACCACCGACUCUUACAUAGCCUCUUUGCCGAUCAUCGACCCAGAGACCAACAGCACAACCACAACCGGCACCAUUGAGAGUCCAGUCUUGCUCAGCCAUUCGUACUACAAGCGGGCUUACAAGUCUUACGUCACACACGACUAUGCACACAGCAAAGACAUCCGGUAUGGUUGGGGUCUCAUGGGCUACUGGGCUGGUAUUCUUGUUCUCGGCAUGAUCGUCAAGGCCUGGAAAACCAUGCGGGCUCAGCUCUACACUCGCAAGUCAGGGGUUUCUGAGAAGAGCGGCUUCUACGCAGCUGGUCGUUCAUCUUGCGCCCCUGUGCCAGCUGUUACUCACUUUCUUCGGACGUACCUCGUCAUUCCGGCCAGUUUCGCCCCGGGCUUGACCAACCACCAGCAGCUCAAAUGGUUCCAUACUAUCCCGAAGCGAUUGGAUCUUCUAAUCGUCUUUGGUUGGUGGGCUGUGUGUGUUAUUCUAUCAUGCGUCGACUACCAGAGUUUCAAAGGGAACAUCCAGACGCCGAGUCUCUCGCAGCAAAAUUGGCAAUACUUGUCUGGUCGUACUGGAAUUCUGUCCUACGCGUGUCUUCCUUUCCUUUGGCUCUUCGGUGGACGCAACAACAUCUUCCUCUGGGCUACAGACUUCAAUGUUCAGUCCUUCAACAUCUUCCACCGCCAUGUUGCCCGGGCCUGCACUAUUCUGGCGGUGGUCCAUUCAAUCAACUACACAGUUGUUUUCCAGGUCUACGAAGGCAGAUAUCAUACUGCACUGAAGCAGAACUACUUCUACAUGGGCGUUGUGGCUACAGUAGUAAUGUGCGUUAUGCUCUUCCAGUCCGGCACAUGGCUCCGCCGGAGAUUCUAUGAGACCUUCUUGAUCAUCCACGUUCUACUGGCCAUUCUGACCAUCUACGCUCUAUUCCGCCACACCAGCUUGAACGGAACCGCCCACAACUUCUACCUCUGGCCCAUGGUCGCCAUUUGGGGCUUCGACCGCGCAGUCCGCUACCUCCGCGUGAUCUACUGCAAUUGGAGCGUUUGGGCCGGCAAAGGCUUCGUCAAAACCACCUCCUCCACCGUAACCUACAGCCCCGCCAGCGAUCUGAUCCGCAUCGAAAUGACCCCCGCAGCCAAGGGCCUCACCCCAGCGUCCGGCCAGCACUACUACCUCUACCAACCCAGCACCCUCCGCGGCUGGGAGAACCACCCUUUCACCCUGGGGUGCUACAAUCUGUCUGGUCCCGAGCCCAAACUCACCUUCUACAUCCGUCCCUAUGACGGCUGGACCCGCCGUCUCCGCGACCGGUGCCGGUGGGCCGACACGGGCGCCCUGGCGAUCACACCACGCUUGCUUCUGGAGGGGCCCUACGGCCACCAGGCGCCCUUGCACACCUUCGACACUCUCCUUCUGAUUGUCGGAGGCACCGGUAUCGCCGCGGCGGUUCCGUACAUCCUCGACCACGUUUCCCGCCUGGCCGCACCAGCCAAGACCCGCACCACGAGGAUCCACCUCGUCUGGUCCAGCCGUCAGAGACAGAUGUUCGAUGAGAUCUGCUGUACCGAUCUGGCCACUGCGCUGGAGUGCCCGGACAUCCAAACGACGCUUUACUGCACUGAUAAGCGCAGUAUGGGCGCGACGACCACUGUAGUUGCGGACGAGGAAUUCGCCUCCUCCGCCGCCCCGCCAAUCCAGGCCGUGGACACAGAGUCGAAGGAAGUCGGGCCGGUUAUGCAGGAUUCGUCGAGCCAGGAGUCGCAACCUAUAAAGGUCGAGCAUCUCGGUCUGGAGCUGUUCUAUGGCCGUCCGGAUAUCCCGGCCACUGUCCAGGCCACGGCGGAAGAGGCGCGGGCGAGUGUCUCCCGCUUGGCGGUGUUGAUGUGCGGUCCGGCCGAGAUGGCGGAUGCGUGUCGGAUGGCGGUUUACUGGGUGAUGAAGGGCGGGUUCCGUGACGUCGAGUAUUUCGAGGAGGCGUUUGGAUGGUAG
This is a messenger RNA of Aspergillus saccharolyticus JOP 1030-1, 2454 nucleotides long. Its product is annotated as ferric reductase family protein. Gene Ontology annotation, biological process: copper ion import; iron ion transport; intracellular iron ion homeostasis. NCBI's taxonomy places the organism in Eukaryota, Fungi, Ascomycota, Eurotiomycetes, Eurotiales, Aspergillaceae. Gene Ontology annotation, cellular component: plasma membrane. The transcript has 6 exons. Gene Ontology annotation, molecular function: ferric-chelate reductase activity. Bases 1 to 2454 code for a protein of 817 amino acids. The record is from RefSeq and is a predicted model, not a curated record.